This is a messenger RNA of Salpingoeca rosetta, 1590 nucleotides long. RefSeq lists its product as uncharacterized. Lineage: Eukaryota; Choanoflagellata; Craspedida; Salpingoecidae. The record is from RefSeq and is a predicted model, not a curated record. Bases 1 to 1590 code for a protein of 529 amino acids. The transcript is spliced from 2 exons.
AUGUACGUGCAGGUUGGAGGGAGCGGGGACAGCCGCUCCUGUCACGCCACAAACUCGUGUGCCAAGCAAGUGCGCCACAAGGAGGCCCUGCCGUUCUUCAACCAGGACGACGACGGCGAUGACGACGGCCUGGAGACGGACGAUGACGUGCCCCUCCUUCCCGACGAGGCUGCCAAGGAUGAUGGUGGAGACGAUGACCGUCAUCAAGCGAGUACCGAUGCAAGCGCCAGCAGCAAGCUCAGCAGGAGGAAACACCAACAGCACCAACAGGAGGAGCAACAACGCCAAGAACAACGCCAAGAACAACGACAAGAGCAACGACAAGAGCAACGACAAGAACAGCAGCAGCAACAACAGCAGCAGCAACAACAGCAGCAGAAGCAGCAAGAACAAGAACAAGACCAGGACUUGUCCAACGUCAAGGUUGGCCCCUCAGGUGCUCGCAUCACGCUGACCAAUGACGACCUUGAAGAUUCGGUGGCGCAGAUGCACGGCUUGUACCGCAAGAAGUGCGCUUUCGACUGGUCCUCCGUCGUGGACCUGCAGCUGAAAAACUGGCUCGACACCGGCAUCACCAUGAAGCAGGUGGACGACCUGUGCGUGCGCAAGUCGAUCCGCAUCAGCGUACGCGGCGCAGAGGUGCGGCACAUCGCCUGGAACCUGCCGGGCAACAACGCGCACCGCGUGGCCUCCGCCUUCUGGCUCAUCCAGCUUGCCGUCAACCGCGCCAUCGCCCGCGGCAGGCCCAUCCCAAACCUGGAGAUCAACCUGCAGCCCGGGGACGGCACGUACAGCACGGCGCGGCUGCAGUGGGAGAGCCCGGGCCCGCUGCUGUCCAACGCCAAAUGCGCGGGUGACGCCUCCGUCUCCUUCCCCAUGACGCUGCACGACCAGUUUGGGCUCGGCGACGGGCAGAUGGGCAUUGGCGUGUGGGAGCGCCGCAAGGAGCAGUUGGAGGCCCUCGAUAUCCCCUGGGCCGACAAGCACCCCUCGCUCUUCUUCAGCGCGGGCGCAGGCGCCACCACCCGCGGCAACCGGGCAAACCUGUUCAAGAUCAAGUCGCCGUACGUGAGCGUGGUGCCGAGCCCGCGGCCACUGUCCGCGUAUGGGGAGUACCAGUACCUCGUGUAUGCGUUUGGUCACUGCGGAUGGUCGCGGCGCCUGCACGAGCUCGCAUUCCUGCGUGCGGUGGUGCUCAUGGAAGACUCGCCGUGCCGCGAGUACAUGCACCACGCCUUUGACGCCGACCGCGACUACGUGCCCGUGAAUGAGGAUUUCUCGGACGUGGAGGCGGCAAUGAACCGGCUGGUGAAGGACCCCGAAGAGGCCGCCGCCAUGGCCGAGCGCUGGGUGACGAAAGGCCGCACGGUGCUCUCGCUGCCGUGCACGCUGCAGUAUGUGGAGGAUUUGCUGCGGCGAUACGCGGGCCUGCAGCGGUUUGAGCCGCCGCCACGACCAGAGUGGACGCUGUAUGAACUCAACAGCGGCGCAGAGCACUUUCGGCAGACGGGCAAGGAGGGCGACCCCAUGCUGUGCACGUUCCAGCCGCCGCGCGACCAGUCCCCAAACACCCGCUCGCACGAGUGCUAG